AAAAUAUUGAAUGUCACCAAACUUUUAUUCAUUUACUUUUCCCAGAAGGUCCCACAAACCAUUUCACUUCCUUCCUCUUUUCCUUUCCUGUUCAUGUUUACUCCAUUUCCAGCAUGUACUUCGUCAUCCUUAUCAGAGGGUUCCUUCUAUCGUCGACCGGAACGAAGAAUCCAGCGGUACCGGGGACCCCGACGACGAUGCCAUUGAGAUCCGGUCUUCCCUCUCCCACUGGUUACUUUUCCCGGCGCGAUUCUUCCCGGCAGAUCUCCGACUCGAUAGAAGUCUUAUAAUCGUCGUUGGCCUCUCCUACUCUCCCGCCAAAGAAAGACUUCGUCGAUGCAAUUGUAGGAAAUGAGCAUUUAUGGCGAUGUAUGUGCGAUUUGUGGGUUUUGGCCUUUGGGGAAGAAAACCAGAUUUCUGGAGUUUGCGGGAACAAAAGGGCAGCAAGUGCAGCGGCAUUGAUACCAUGAAAAUUUAUGAAGACACUAAUAACUAAUAAUAGUAGGCAUUGCCAUCAGGGAAAAGUAGAGGACAUUAUAACACAGUGGCGGGAGCUCAAGCUUUUGAUGUACAAAUCAGGCGUUCGAAGAUUGCUUUUAUAAUAAUUUUUAAGUUCCCCCAUUUUUUUUUUGCUUUGAUUUUUUAUUUAACUGA
Molecule: messenger RNA, 654 nt
Organism: Linum tenue
Lineage: Eukaryota; Viridiplantae; Streptophyta; Magnoliopsida; Malpighiales; Linaceae
Source: the annotation of a GenBank genome assembly